Penicillium expansum is the source of this 822-nucleotide messenger RNA. RefSeq lists its product as uncharacterized. The coding region runs from base 1 to 822 and encodes 273 amino acids. NCBI's taxonomy places the organism in Eukaryota, Fungi, Ascomycota, Eurotiomycetes, Eurotiales, Aspergillaceae. The record is from RefSeq and is a predicted model, not a curated record. The transcript has a single exon.
AUGCGCUUCAACGUUAUCGGCCUCUCGGCCCUUCUGGCAAUCACUGCCUCCGCGCUCCCUGUCGCCAUUCCCGACGUCCACUACGUCGAGGAGACCGUCUGGGAGACUGUCUAUGAAACCGUCUACCAGACUGCCACUCCGAUCAGUGCCCCCACCAACCUUGUCGAGGCGGUUGCCAUUCCUUCCACCACCACCACCACCACCUCCUCUGUCAUUUCCUCGACUUGGACUCCCGUCGCCUCGACCACCAGCAUCCCGACUCUGAGCAUCCCCAGCAGCAGCGUCGCCACCGUCGUGCCAACUCCCACCAGCGUUUCUUCCAGCUCCACCAGCACCAUCGUCCCAUCCAGCACCACCGUCGUCCCGUCCAGCACCAGCAGCAGCCCCACCGCCACCGGCAGCGGUCUCUCCAUCGUCAACAACCUCUCGGAGAACGUCUACCUGUGGGUCGUGACCGAGACCGCCGGCGAAAUGCAGACCGUUGCCUCCGGCGCUACCUUCACCAGCAACACCUGGCUCACCAACACCAACGGCGGCGGUAUCUCCAUCAAGAUGUCCACCACCGAGGUCUGCGACGACGUCCUCCAGUUCGAGUACACCCAGUCCGGUGACGUCCUCUUCUGGGAUAUGUCUUCUAUCAACCUGCUCAAGACCUCGACCUUCGUCCAGGCCGGAUUCGCUGUCACUAUCAGCGAUUCCUCCUGCCCCACCGCUACCUGCGCUCCUGGUGAUGCCGACUGCUCCGAGUCCUACCAGCAGCCUGAUGAUGUCAACACCUUGGCUUGCGGUAUCGAUGCCGCUUACACUCUCACUCUCGGUUAG